CGCCUUAAUCAUCUUUUCCUUCAGUCUUCAGCUUACGAACUACGUGGAUAUCGUAAACUUGGUCAAAACAGAUAGCUAUUGGUAGCUCACAAGGUCUUCGGCAGGGAAAGUUGUGUUGAGUGUAUGAACAUUUUUGUCUGAACAGAGAAAGCUGACAAGGCGCAGUGUUUAAUGUAAUUGCGAAAUGAGUAUGUUAACCUCGUAGGCUACAUGACAUAAUGCAGAAACUGACCGAAGACAAACUUUUACCGCGCAAAACACCCGAUGCCCGAAGCACGUUGCAGUUGGAUUCUGAGGGAGAGACGAUGGAUGAAAUUACUCAGCAUAUUGACAUGAUGAGUCACAAGCAAGCCUGCCUCGACCUGGAGAAGGCCACUCAAUUCAUCACAUAUGCAUUACAGCAUGAAGUAGGUAGGAACCAGGAGCUCUGCGUGUUGAUUCGCCGUCUAGAAGAGAAGGAGGUGGAGACUGGGCGGAGUCUGGCAGAGCAGGCAGAGUCAAACCGACAGCUGAAGCUGAAGAACGAUGAACUACAGAAACACCUGGAGGAAAAAGACAACUCACUGUCACAAGCCAACCAGACUGAGGCUUUCCUGAAGAAUGAACUAAGGGACCUGCAUCAGCAGCUGCGAAGACAGCAGAGCAAUCAUAGGACAAUUCAGGAUGUGAAUGAGUCGCUGCAGGGUGGGGAAAGCCAGUUCAAGGUUGAGCAAAUGGAGAGUUACAGCUUUCCUCUCCAGUCAGACCAGAUGACAGCUCAGGAGUCACUGGUCUGGUCAGAACCACUGGUCUCAGCUCAGGAGUCACUGGUCUGGUCAGAACCACUGGUCUCGUCUGAAGCCCAGAGUCCACUGGUCUUAUCGUCUCAUCAUAUUCUGCCUGUCUCAUCCAGUGCUGAAAGUCCGCUGGUCUCGUCUCACACGCUGGUCUCAGCUGAUGCUCAGAGGCUGCUGGAGGCUCCUGUUUCUGGGAUUAAAGAAGAAGAUGCUGAUGAUGGAGAUGAGUACAAUCAGCCUGACAGAGCUGAUCCCGGGACCGAACAGACCCCCUCCCCAGCUGAAGACAUAAAAACUGAACUGAUGCAGGAACAGGAGGACAAAUCCAGCAUACCUCUUGUCCUCUGCUCCAAAACAGACCUGUCCCCCACAGACCCCGUGUCUCUGUCUCUGUCUCCAGUCCUCUGCUCCAAAACAGACCUGUCCCCCACAGACCCCAUGUCUCUGGCCCGGUUAAGGAGUGUGUCAGUGGUGUUGGUGGACUACUCCAGGACACAAGGACGGCAAAGGAAGGACGAAGAGAACCAUACAGAACAGCCAGAGACCCGAAAAGGAUCAUCUGCCUCAUCCCCGGAGUUCCCAGCAUGCCCCUCCAUCUCGGGAACAGAGACAGAGAAAUGCAAAACCUACUCCUGUUCUGUGUGUGACAAAACCUUCCACUUUUGGACUCAGUUCAGGCUUCAUCAAUAUAUUCACACAGGAAGGAGGCCUUACUGCUGCUCCCUGUGUGGCAAGAGUUUUACUCGAGAGGGAGGUCUCAAACAACACCAGCGCACUCACACGGGAGACAGGCCGUACCACUGUACUCAGUGUGGCAAGAGUUUUACUCGAGAGGGAGGUCUCAAACAACAUCAGCGCAUUCACACAGGAGAGAGGCCGUACCACUGUACUCAGUGUGGCAAGAGGUUUAUUCAAGAGGGAAGUCUCAAACUACACCAGCGCGUUCACACAGGAGAGAGGCCGUACCACUGUACUCAGUGUGGCAAGAGUUUUACUCAAGAGGGAAUUCUCAAACUACACCAGCGCGUUCACACAGGAGAGAGGCCGUACCACUGUACUCAGUGUGGCAAGAGUUUUACUCGAGAGGGAAGUCUCAAAGUACACCAGCGCACUCACACAGGAGAGAGGCCGUACCACUGUACUCAGUGUGGCAAGAGUUUUACUCGAGAGGGAAUUCUCAAAGAACACCAGCGCACUCACACAGGAGAGAGGCCGUACCACUGUACUCAGUGUGGCAAGAGUUUUACUCGAGAGGGAGGUCUCAAACAACAUCAGCGCAUUCACACAGGAAAGAGGCCGUACCACUGUACUCAGUGUGACAAGAGGUUUAUUCAAGAGGGAAGUCUCAAACUACACCAGCGUGUUCACACAGGAGAGAAGCCGUACCACUGUACUCUGUGUGGCAAGAGUUUUAAUAUUUUGGGAAAUCUUAAAAAACACCAGCGCAUUCACACGGGAGAGAGGCCAUACCACUGUACUCUGUGUGGAAAGAGUUUUACUCAUAAGGGAGAUCUUACAAAACACCAGCGCAUUCACACAGCCAUUGGAAGAUCUGGUAUAAACACAGAAGGCAGAACCUGAAGAAUUGUCCCAAGUGAUAAGCCAUUGGAAGAGCUGAUAGAAUUCUGUAAAUGCUUAGAAAAGGUGCUUCAGUGCUUCCUUUCUGAUCUCCUUUAGCAUAGGGUACACUGGACCAUCCUUUACCAAAGAAAAGGAGAUGAUGUCGUCCCACAUUGUGGCAACAACAUCUAAAGACCCAUGUCAAUAACAUCUGCCGUCAAAUAACUAUGUAGCCUAAUGUAAGUGCAGUUGGGUUCUCUCAUUGUCUUUUCCUAAGUCCUCAUGAAAAGCAGUUAGGAAAGGAUAAAGGACAUCAUUUUCUUUUUUACUAUCUGACUGAUCAGCAUCAUGAUUGGGUUAUGGUGAGGCACCAUUCUGAAACUAAUACAGCGCCAUUCUGAAACUAA
Molecule: messenger RNA, 2743 nt
Organism: Clupea harengus (Atlantic herring)
Lineage: Eukaryota; Metazoa; Chordata; Actinopteri; Clupeiformes; Clupeidae
Product: zinc finger protein 70-like
Exons: 9
Coding region: 219-2357 (712 amino acids)
Biological process (GO): regulation of transcription by RNA polymerase II; mitotic spindle assembly checkpoint signaling
Cellular component (GO): nucleus
Molecular function (GO): DNA-binding transcription activator activity, RNA polymerase II-specific; RNA polymerase II cis-regulatory region sequence-specific DNA binding
Source: RefSeq, a predicted model, not a curated record